CUCGUCAUCUCUGGCACCCGCUACAUUUCUGUCUUUGUCCACGUCUAACUUUUCACUGCUUCUUCACUUGUACAUUUUCUACUUCCUUUUCCACUGCUCUCGCUACUUCACUAUUCUGUUUCAAGUCUCAGUGCUCAUACUAAAUUCAGUAUAUGUCCAGACGUCUCAUUUCCAUAUAAAACUUUUUUCAUCUGCCACUGCGCCGUUUCGACUAUAACUACUCCGUUCCACGUCCCAGACCCUGCCGUCAAUCCGAAAUACACAACUUUUGGCUGCUGCCGUCUAUGAGUCCUUUUUUAGUUGAGUCCGCUGCCAACACAGACCAAGACCGUUCGCAAAGGUCUACCACUUUCAACGUAGAGACCCCACCUACUCCCCGGUUCCACCAUCAGCCGUACACUCGGAGUUCGUCUUUCACUGCCGCUAUCGCAGCAGCUGCGGCCAUAGCAGCCACGCCGACGUUAUCAAACAAGAUCCAAAAGCUUCCAGCCAUGAGUAGCUCACAGAGACGAUCAUCGCACGAUGGCUUACCUACAAAUUCAAAUAAAACCACGUCAAAGACGAGUACUACCAGUAGUUCCAGCACCACUAAUUCUACUAAUCAUAUUACCGAUUCCAUUACAAAUACUGGUGCUAUACCCAUUACCAGCAUUCCUGAACCUUCUAAUGCUUUCCCCAACUCGGAUCCUCUUGUGGGUAUGGUCAACUAUUCACCCAAACACUCGCGAAAACGCAGUUCGCUCACCAUGAACCGAAAUAUGAAGAAUUUGUCAUUGAACCUAGGUGUCAGCCACUCCAAUAGUAGUUCUGUAGAUUCGAACUCCUCAUACACGUAUAACGCCAACUCACCUCUGAAACUGCUACCAUUCAAUCCUCCGCCAUCGUUUGGCAACUCGUCCCAAAGAUCGCUACCUUUAUCUAAACUCAGUAGUCACAACCAGUACGACUCACCGUUGGUCACACCAGCAGUGACCAGAACUCCUAACUUGCCUCCCAUGAUACCGAGACGAGCUAAUAGCAGCUCAGCACCUCAUUCAAGCGACAUAGACGUAUCACGCGAAAUGGGAUUCAAGUUCCCUGCUUCAACAAACGUAUCCCCAGGACAAAUUCGAAGCUGGUCGAACACAUCCAGCCGUAAGAAUUACAGCAAUAGUAGCAGCAACAGUUUGGAUAGUAGUGACAUUCGGAAACUUAUCAUUCCUGAAGAGUUACAGGAAUCGAAUCUGCUCAACGCCUAUAAAGAUGGGCCUCGUAAUGUACUCAACGGCCAGAUCUACUUGUACUCAGACCCGGUCCACUCUGAUUCAAAAGUAGAUAUCAACAACUUUGACCUCAUCGUCAAUGUUGCCAAAGAGUGCCAAGAUAUGUCGUUGAGCUACCGUAACCAAGUAGCGGGCCAAAGAGAGUAUAUCCAUGUGCCGUGGUCUCAUACUUCUGCCAUCUCCAAAGACUUGCUAGCCAUCACCACCAAGAUGGAACACUUCUACUCACUGGGCAGACGUAUUCUUGUCCAUUGUCAGUGUGGAGUGUCACGUUCAGCUUGUGUCGUAGUUGCGUUCUUCAUGCUGAAAUUCGGCUUAAAUGUCAAUGAAGCCUACGAGCUCUUGAAAUCGGGAACAGAAAAUAUCAACGAGACUGUCAACAGAAUUAUUGGUGAAAAGGGCAACCGCAUCGAUGCGUGUGACCGUAUCUGCCCUAACAUGAGUUUGAUCUUUGAACUCAUGGAAUUUGGCGAAAUCUUGGGCCAGAACUAACUACUAUUAACGAAUGAUGAUCAUAUCUAUCGGCUAUAAGGAAAUAUACAUAUAGACGUAAAACGCGGUUAUUAGAAAAAUGU
Messenger RNA from Scheffersomyces stipitis CBS 6054, 1837 nucleotides. RefSeq names its product tyrosine/serine/threonine protein phosphatase (gene CPP1). Gene Ontology annotation, molecular function: MAP kinase tyrosine/serine/threonine phosphatase activity; protein tyrosine/threonine phosphatase activity. Gene Ontology annotation, biological process: protein dephosphorylation; negative regulation of MAPK cascade. NCBI's taxonomy places the organism in Eukaryota, Fungi, Ascomycota, Pichiomycetes, Serinales, Debaryomycetaceae. Gene Ontology annotation, cellular component: cytosol; cytoplasm; nucleus. The record is from RefSeq and is a predicted model, not a curated record. The coding region runs from base 285 to 1754 and encodes 489 amino acids. The transcript is spliced from 3 exons.